GCAUCUGACGGUGCACGAAGGAGAUUCGAUAUCCCGCCCAAUAAAAGUUGUUAAAAAAAAGUCUUGUGUUGUAAGUGGAGAGAAAAUUAAAUUUAGUAAUUUUUAUUCUUGCCGCAGGAAGACGUGCUCCAAACUAUGUGGAAUCACGAUAGGGUUAGACCCUAAAUUCUUUCGUUCGUCAGACAUUCAAUUUCUCUGCACUUCAUAAGAUUUUGAAUUGGAAGUUGCUUCAAUCUUGCUACAACCUGUAACGCCUCCUUAGAGACGAUUCCGUAGAGACCAGAUUUGCUAGGUUUCAUGCAUUCGAAUUAAAUAUUUUUUAAGCUUACAUUGUUUUUCAUCGAAGCUCUCAAAUAAGCAGCAGAUCUGUUAUUCUUGGAGAUUCUUUGCUCAGAGUUCUUUGGUUCUAUUGCAUCUUUUCACUGUAAAAGGAUUUUAUGCUUGUUGGCCGGGCCAGCGGAGUGCUUUGGAUUCCAAAGCAUGCAUGUCUUCUUUUAAAGGCCGGCUUCGGAAAUUUAAGCUCGUAACAUUAAAUUUUGGACUUUAUUCGCGAAAACUUAACGACAAAGCAAGGGGGAUAAAUUUUGAUAAAACUUCUCUGCAACUGUGAAACCUGUUGAUUCUUCUUCCUGAGGGUGUAAAAACUUGCGGUGGUUAUUUGGCAAGCUUGGUGCAUAGGUAGGUCACUCUGUCAGGUCUUUGGUGUAGUGUUCUCAAUCAGGGAGAGACCAGACAUGGUUUUUGGCUAUCUAUUUUGAGUUAAAAGUGAAACAAAUAUUGGCAGCAUUUUUACAAGUUGCAGUUACGAAAUCCGCAUUAAAGAGUCAUCUAGGCAAUUUGAUUAGAAGGCUGAGGUGUGGCAGUAAAUUGCUGUCGGUGUAGAGACAACAAUGGUUGUCCCUGCAAAGAAGAAAUUGCUUGUUCUUGAUGUGAAUGGAUUACUUUUAGACACAUACUUCAAGAGUGAAAAGCGCCCUAACCGACCUGCUGAUGGAAAAGUCAACAAGCAUUUUGUUUACAGAAGGCCUUAUUGCAAUGAGUUCAUUGAAUUCUGCUUUGAGAAUUUUGAAGUGGGAAUAUGGUCAUCUGCUAAACAGCACAAUGUUGACAAAUUUAUCGAUUUUAUAUUUGGAGAUUUGAGAAGUAAAUUGCUUUUUUCUUGGCAUCAAGCUGAAUGCACAGAUACAGGAUUGAAGACUCCAGGAAAUAGAUAUAAGCCAGUGUUUUUAAAAGAAUUAUCCAAAUUAUGGAAUAAAGUGAAGCCGGAUCUUCCAUGGGAAGGAGGAGAUUAUGGACCAUUUAAUACCUUACUAAUUGAUGACUCCCCUUACAAGGCUUUGCGCAAUCCUCCGUAUAAUGCAGUGUUUCCUUAUCCAUAUAAGGUUUCCAACAAUAUUGAUGACAGUUUAGGUGGGGCACUUCGUAAGUAUUUGGAAGGGCUUGCAACUGCUUCAAAUGUUCAGCAUUAUGUGAAGCAUCACCCAUUUGGACAGCCACCAAUUAGCAAAGGAAGUCCGCAUUGGGGUUUCUACAAAAAGAUUAUCUUAUCCAUGGGAGAUCAGGAAGCCUCUUGGACUCCUCUACAUCAGGAAUAUAAACUUCAAAGUGUGUCAUUGGAUGACACCGAAGCAGUUUUGCAGUCUGGCAAUGGACAACAUUCAAAAUCAUCUGAACACAUUGACAAACGAAGAAAGAAGCGUCGAUUACAUCCAGCUUCCAGCACUAAUGAAUAUUCUAGUCCUGGUAUGGAAGAGGCAGAGAUUGACAUGGUCAAUGCAGCAAUUCCCAAUAUGGAAAAGAGUAUAUCUUUGGAAAAUAGAGAAGUCCCUUUAUACUCUGGCAAUGGACAACAUUCAGAAUCAAGCUCAUGCGUUGGCAAACAAAAAAAGAAGCGCAAAGAUCGUCUAGUUACUAGCAACAAUCAAUCUUCAGUUCCUGCUAUGGAAGAAGGGAAUGGCAUUGUCAAUGUGGAAAAGAGUGUAUCUUUGGAAAAUAUAAAGGUGAAUAUACAGUCUGGCAAUGGACAACAGUCAGAAUCAAGCUCGCGAAAUGGCAAGCGAAAAAAGAGGCGCAGAAAUCGUCUAGCUACUAGCAACAAUCAAUCUUCAGUUCCUGGUAUGAAAGAAGAGAAUGGUGUGGUCAAUGUGGCAAUGCUCAAUGUGGAAAAUAGACGAGUGAAUUUACAGUCUAGCAAUGGACAACAGUCAGAAUCAAACUCGCGAAUUGGCAAGCGAAAAAAGAGGCGCACACAUCUUCUAGUUACUAGCACCGAUCAAUCUUCAGUUCCUGGUAUAGAAGAAGAGAAGAGUGUCGUCAAUGUGGCAAUGCUCAGUAUGGAAAAGAGUAAAUCUUUGGAAAAUAGAAAAGUGAAUUUACAGUCUGGCAACGGACAACAGUCAGAAUCAAGCUCGUGGAUUGGCAAGCGCAAAAAGAGGCACAGAGAUUGCCUUUUUACUGACACUGAUCAAUCUUCAGUUCUUGGUAAGCAAAAUGAAGAGAAUGGUGUAGCUGAGAUGGCAAUGCCUGAUGUGGGAAAGAGUAGAAGUAUCACUCAAGAUUCUUUAAGCCAGCAACAUGAAUCUUGUAGAAUAUAUAGGGGAUAUAAAGAUGCAAAUUUAUCAUCUGAUCGUGAAGAACGUUUCUCACAGAACUCAUCCUUUUCCAAUCAUAAAAGGAAGCAUAAACGUUUUCAGGAUGCCAGCAUGUCUCGAGGAUCUGUUCCUGCUAUGGGAUACAAGGAAGAUGGUUUAGCUGAGGCAAUAGAUAUCUCUAUGACAAAUGGAUAUGGUACCACUGUGGCUUCUUUCAGGCAGGAACAUGAAGUCGGUGAUUGUAAGAACAAGGCAGUGGCUAAACAAACUGAUACAGAUCACUGUGGCAACAAGCCUUAUACAACAUCAGUUAGAAAUUUUAGUGAUCCCAAUAGUUUCAGAUAUGGCAACAAAGGUCAUCAUUAUAAUCUUAUGAAUUCCAAUCCCCGGUCUUCCAGUCAUUCCCAAACAAAUAGGUUUGGUGACAACCAAGCUCCUUACAUUCCAAGACGGUUCCAAGCAAACUGGGGACAUCAAAAUGGUGUAAAUGCUAGUAUUCAUACAGAGGUGGCAGAGGGUGGCAUUUAUACAAGCAACAAAAUCUAUGGUGGAAAUGCUGUUCAUACCAACUUUCCUCCAUACCCAUUGGGAGGUUAUAUUUAUAAUGGACAAGAUCGAUGGCAAAUGCAGGAUGGUUUUCACUAUGAACCCCCUCUCCAAAGUGCUAACCCAAGCUACUUAGGAUAUACAGUAUGUCAAAGCUAUAAUCCAAACCGAGGAGCCAUAGAAUUCCGAGACCCAGUUAUGCAAAGUCCAUUUCCAAAUUCUUUCUCACAUGAGCAGAUGCGUCCAACAUAUUACGGUACUCAGCAUCAAGGCCAUAACCAUAACAGGAAUUUUCAUCAUUGUAAGAACAAUUCCAGUAGCAAUCGUCGUGGACGUAGGUAAGAGUAGAGAGGAAUCUCAUUUUGAAUGUUGUAAUAAUGGCAAAACUAAGCCCACAGGCAAUUUGAAGUUGGGCUCACAAGAUCAACAACAAAUAAGCUUUUUUUGGAUCAGUGGUAACAAUCUUCUGUACAAUGAACAAGAUUGUUUGAAGAAUCUGGUCACGAUAGUAAAGACAAUGUGCAUCAUAGCCUGAUUCAGGUUGCUGAAGAGAUUUCUCGUUAUUUCUCAGCAAUGCCCUUGAUUGCAUUGAAUGGGGGAAACAUUUCAGAGUUUCCAAUGCAUUUUAAUUGAGUGGAGGUAUUUGAAGUUCCAAUUUUGUUAAAUUUCAACACAAAAUUGCUGUUUUCUGACUAGGUAGUCUUAUCCUACUGAAUAUUCUCAAUCUUGUCUAUUUUUGAUCAUCUGUAAAUUUUUUAACAAGGUUAAAAUUAUAUAUUA
This is a messenger RNA of Cryptomeria japonica (Japanese cedar), 3917 nucleotides long. RefSeq lists its product as uncharacterized. NCBI's taxonomy places the organism in Eukaryota, Viridiplantae, Streptophyta, Pinopsida, Cupressales, Cupressaceae. Gene Ontology annotation, molecular function: phosphoprotein phosphatase activity. Bases 891 to 3479 code for a protein of 862 amino acids. The record is from RefSeq and is a predicted model, not a curated record. The transcript is spliced from 8 exons.